CAUUAGAGUAAGCAACACGUAUCUCAAAGCAAGCGUCUUUCUUUGACUACACACAAUUGUACGCAAAUAAAUUGGAAUUUUGGAUCAAAAUGAAUCCGUAUCGAAGCAAAGGAACUUUGGAUGGAAAGUUCAAAAACCACAAAUGCAAGCGAAAGCCAAAGAAACAACAAAUUGAAAUCAAACGAGAAAUAAAAGAAGAACCAAGUGACGGUGCUUAUUUGAUUCCGGACACUUCGUCAUCGCCCCAAAUCACAACGAAUGUAGUCAUCAAGUCAGAGAGCGAAAGCGACAGUGAGAUCGAUUCGGAAAACAAGCCGAAUUAUUUUAAGAAAGAGAUCAAGGACGAAGUCGAGUGUUUGAAGAAAGAAUGCGACACAGCGAAGGAUGGAAAUGGAAUGAAAAACGAUGAUCAGAUUGGUGAAAGUUCAAGUGCUUCAAAACGAAUUCCAAAUAAAAAACAUCAAAAUGAAGGUCGUGCAAAACAGAAGAAAUCAAAGGGUGCAAAAAUGGCCAAACAUUCAAAGAAGCCGACUGAUUCAAAGCAUCAAAAGAAACACAAAUGCACUUUUUGUAAUUAUGUAACAUCGAACAAAGGACAUCUCACAGUGCAUAUUCGUACCCACACCGACGAAAAGCCGUUCGCAUGUGAAAUAUGUGCCAAGGCUUUUGCACAAAAGUCAAAUUUGAAGUCUCAUAAGAAAACUCAUGCGACUGAAUUUCCAUUUUCCUGUUCAAAGUGUCGCCAGGGUUUUGCACAUGAAAUUGAUAAAAUCAACCACGAAAGCGAAUGCAAACAUCGUCAAUACCAGUGUCAUAUAUGCAAGAACACCACUCAUCAUUUGACAGAUCUCAAACGACACAUUCGAAUCCACAGUGGUGAGAGACCAUUCAGAUGCCGUAUUUGUGCCAAAACAUUUACACACAAAUCUCAUUUCACCGCCCAUUCACGCACUCACAUCAAACAACUUCCAUUUAAUUGCGCACAAUGUGGUCGAAGAUUCGCCGAUGAAAACGAGAAACAAUCGCAUGAGGAUCAUUGCAAACAUCGACGAUAUGAUUGUUAUCUUUGCCCAUACAAAUGUUUUUACAAAACCAAUUUGAAGCGGCACAUGCAAGUGCAUCACACUGGCGAGAAACAAUUCAAAUGUGGUGUUUGCGGAAAGAAAUUCAUUCGGAAAUGCCAUCUCAAAGGACAUUUGGCCACACAUUCCAAACAACAACCACCCCGUUGCUCCGAAUGCUUUAAACCAUUCACAAAAGAAACCGAUAAGAAUGCACAUGAAGGACGUUGCAAACGACGCCUUCAUCAGUGUUAUUUGUGCAAAGUUUUAAAGCGCCAAUCACAAGAUUUAAAACGCCAUAUGCGAAACUAUCACACAGGUGAAUAGCCUUUUCCAUGCGCCAUAUGUGAUGCUCAUUUUUCAAUGCUUGGUGAUGCCAAAAAGCACAUGAAAAAUUUGCACGGUUUGAAGAAAUGAUUGCGACUCUAUUCAACUUUGAUCAUUUUAUUUAUUCGAAUCCGCAACCAAUUCCACUUCAGCGGUAAAAUGAGCAUUAAA
Contarinia nasturtii (swede midge) is the source of this 1559-nucleotide messenger RNA. RefSeq names its product zinc finger protein OZF-like. NCBI's taxonomy places the organism in Eukaryota, Metazoa, Arthropoda, Insecta, Diptera, Cecidomyiidae. Gene Ontology annotation, biological process: regulation of transcription by RNA polymerase II. The record is from RefSeq and is a predicted model, not a curated record. Gene Ontology annotation, cellular component: nucleus. Gene Ontology annotation, molecular function: DNA-binding transcription factor activity, RNA polymerase II-specific; RNA polymerase II transcription regulatory region sequence-specific DNA binding. The coding region runs from base 90 to 1388 and encodes 432 amino acids. The transcript is spliced from 2 exons.